Cavia porcellus (domestic guinea pig) is the source of this 1821-nucleotide messenger RNA. RefSeq names its product proline rich 15 (gene Prr15). NCBI's taxonomy places the organism in Eukaryota, Metazoa, Chordata, Mammalia, Rodentia, Caviidae. The coding region runs from base 783 to 1157 and encodes 124 amino acids. The transcript is spliced from 2 exons. The record is from RefSeq and is a predicted model, not a curated record.
CACUGCUUUCCUCCAAUCAGAAGCCUCGAAGCUGGCGCCACGCCUGCGACCUGAUCCAAUCUCGUAACCGGAGGGCGGGAACCCGACGUGCCCACCUGCACCUGUAGCAGAGGGUGGCCACCUACGGGGUCACCUCCCCCUCCACACACACAUCACACGCACCCCUCCGCGGCGAGGUUCUGGUUGCUCCAAUCGCUUGGCGCUGGGCCAGCAGGUGGGCAGAUGUCUUCGCUCGCUCCUACCGACGCGUAGGAAGGUUCAGUGCGUCCCAGCGAGUAGCCAUGGUCCCACCUCUCCGCAGCUCCCGAGAGGUGCUGGCACGGCAGAGGGACGCUCUCGAGAAUGUAAGGCUGCUAACCUGGAAAGGCAGCCUGGGCUUUCUGCGGGGACAACGAAUCUGACAGUCCCUCGGACGAGCCCCCCGCGCGGCGGGCCCCGGGCUGUCUCCUUAGCUCGAAGAAGUUGGAGGUGCCACGGGAGAGUAGCACUCGCUGGAGCUGCACUGCGGACAUUCCGACUGGUACACUUUCCAGCAGCCUGACCUCUUCAAGACCGCGCUGAGGGACAGCACCCCGGUUUCAGGUGCCCAGAGCGCAGCCCCCGUGGUUCUCUGGGCCGCAAGUAUAGUGCGGGGGCCUCAGCGUCCCGGGAAGCCCAAGCAGUACGAGGAGCCGCCUCGGCUCACACCCCGCACCCCUCUUGGGAGAAGCUCCGGAAGGCCACGGAAAAAAGAGCUCGGCAAGGUCCAUACUCACGCCGGCCGCCCGGGCCCACCCCUGGCCAUGGCCGAUAGCGGUGGCAUUGGCAACUCGGGCUCCUGGUGGAAAUCGCUAACUAACAGCAAAAAGAAAAGCAAGGACGCCCCGGUAGGACCUCAGCUUCCGGUCCAGCCGGUCUCCGGGGAGCCCGCGCCUCCUAGCGCAGACUGGACCAGCAGCUCCCAAGAGAACCAGCUUCCCAAAGUCCUCGGGGAUGCCAGCGGGUCUCCCAAAUCAGACAAGGGCGGAGAGAAAGGAGGCAACAGCCGCCGCAAUCUGAAGAUCUCGCGUUCUGGCCGCUUUAAGGAGAAGAGGAAAGUGCGCGCCACGCUGCUGCCGGAGGGAGACAGGUCCCAGGAGGAGGCGAAUUUCCCUGGUGGCUCCUAUGAGGAUAAGUAGUAGCCUCCAGGACUCCUCUCCCACCACUUACCCUGACCCCCACUUCCAUGCGGAGAACUCUGACCUACCCCAGUACUUGGUGUCUCACUCCAACAACAUUCACAUAAAGCCAAUAUUUUAUUUUUUCUUGAGAGUGAAGUAUCAAUUGAAUUUCACGACUCAAAGAUAACAUUUAAAAAUUUUGUUUUGAACCAGAGAUCGAACUCAUGACCUCGCACUUGCCAGGCAGGCGCUUAGAGUGCUGAGCCAAGUCCCCGGCCCUAAAUAUUUAUUUGUGAUAAGAGUGGAUGGAUACCUACUGCGGAGGAACUUGGCUAGAUUUUCUUUUUCAGCAAACUAUUCUGGGGUGUCCCCCUUGUUCAUGUCCCUUGGGGGGUGUGACAUCAGUGGACAAGUCUUUCUCUAAGUUAGUAGCUUAACUUGAAUUGUGCAGCCCCUCAAAGGAGGAAAGUACUCUUUUCUAGGAUUCAGAAGGGCAAAUCAAGUACUGUUUUUAAUGCCUCGGCAAUGCACUUUAGGGGUACUUCCAUAGACUUCAAAGGGAUGGAGGGAAAAACAUUCUUGAGUAGAAGGGUUUGAAAUAAGGCAGGAUUGCUUCCAAUUUGAAACUACAAACCUGUAUCAUACAUUUUAACGUGGACUUAUUAAAAUUGUUGCACUAUAA